Messenger RNA from Cuscuta campestris, 885 nucleotides. The record is from the annotation of a GenBank genome assembly. NCBI's taxonomy places the organism in Eukaryota, Viridiplantae, Streptophyta, Magnoliopsida, Solanales, Convolvulaceae.
GGCGAGGGGUUUGACUAUUUUAUCUUACCACUCAAUGGGUUUUGUAAUUCAUGGGCUUUAUGCAUUCUAUUUACCAUUUACCAUUGCAGUUCGUUAUUUGACUUUAUUCUGUUCUGUUCAUUAUGUCUUUUGAAACAUUUAUAUUAGAUUAUGUGCUUGAUCCUUGGCUUACUCUCUCUACUCAUUAUUGAUGGCUUCUCAAAUGAUGUGACUAUAGGUGAAUUUAUGUUGUCCAGUAUUUGUUGACCUUGGGACAGUUUAAUUGUAUGGCUUUUCAAUGAUGCAGAUUGAACCUCAUGACUAUAUGGCCAAACUUUUUCAUUCAAUUAUCCAAUUCAACAACAUUUUAAUUGAUUAUAAUCGAGAUGUUUGGGGAUACAUUUCCUUGCGAUACUUCAAACAGAUAACUAAAGCUGGCGAAAUUGGAUCUUCAACAAUGCCUCACAAAGUGAAUCCCAUUGAUUUUGAGAACAGCGAAGGAAAUCUAGGAGUUGCUAAUGGAAACCUUUCACAUCUUAGCACAAAGCUACCUAUUUCGCGGUGGCAGAGGGAUUUGACAGAUUCUACGGCUCUGAGAAAUAUGGGAGUAGGGUUGGGGCAUUCACUUCUUGCAUAUAGAAAUGCAUUACGCGGAAUUGCAAAGCUUCAGGUAAAAACACCAUUCCACGUUCCAACAUAAUUGUUUAUCUUUGAGUACUCUGACAAUUCAAAGUUUGCUUAAAUCAUGGUCACUGGCUUUGCUUUGGGCAGGGGCAGAGAUAUCUUGUCAUUAGAAAUUGGGCUGAUUUAAAAAAUAAGUUAAUAUUGAAGCAUAGAAACAGUUAAAGAAGAUACCGAACCUAACCAAACAAUCCGAGUACAUCCCACUUACACUAUGUGUGGUUC